Molecule: messenger RNA, 2040 nt
Organism: Beauveria bassiana ARSEF 2860
Lineage: Eukaryota; Fungi; Ascomycota; Sordariomycetes; Hypocreales; Cordycipitaceae
Product: efflux pump antibiotic resistance protein
Exons: 8
Coding region: 1-2040 (679 amino acids)
Biological process (GO): transmembrane transport
Molecular function (GO): transmembrane transporter activity; S-adenosylmethionine-dependent methyltransferase activity
Source: RefSeq, a predicted model, not a curated record
AUGGACGAGACCACGCCUCUGCUGUUGCGCAACCAGUCCCACGCACUGUCAAAAAAACGACUACUGGCCGUUUUUCCUGCUCUUGCUCUGAUUCAAUUCACCUCGUUUCUAGACCAGACGGCCAUUUCCACCAGCUUGCCAGCCAUUGCCUCGGCGCUGGACACGGGAGCGUCCAUCUCCCUCGUGGGCGCGAGCUUCCUCAUCACGAGCACCAGCAUCCAGCUCAUCAAUGGACGCCUGUCGGACAUUUUCGGGCGCAAGGCCGCGCUCGUGACGGCGCUGUGCAUCAUGGGCGCCGGCAACCUGUGGAGCGGCUUCUGCACCACGCCGCUGCAGCUCUUCGUCUCGCGCGCCUGCACGGGCUUUGGCGCGGGAGCCAUCAACGCACUGGUGCAGAUUGCCAUUGCCGACAUUACCACGCUCGAGCAGCGCGGCUACUAUUUCGGCAUGGUGGGCAUGGCUGUGGCUUUUGGCAACGGCUUGGGACCGGUCGUCGGCGGCGUCCUCACCCAGUCCUUUGGGUGGCGCUGGGCGUUUUGGUUUGUCUGCCCGUUGUGCCUGGCUGCCAUAGCUUAUCUGUCUUCCGUGUGGCCAUCUACACCAAGAUAUGAUGCGGGGCGUUCAAACAUUAGCAGCAGGCUGAAGUUGAUUGACUGGCCAGGUGCUGUGGGGGCAAGUCCAGCUCGCGCUGGAACUCUGCUGCUGCCCAUGGUAGUGGCCCAUGGGCUUACUUCGGCCCUGACAGGCAUCAUUAUAUCGGCCACGGGUCGAUACAAGCCAGUCAUUGUCUUUGGUGCUUUCUGUUGGGUUUCGGCUGCGCUGGGCAAAUUAUUCUUGAACCAAACAUCCGAAAUAUGGAAAGUAGCUCUCGUGGGCGUCUUGGACGGACUAGGGGUCGGCUGCUCUCUCCAGCCUGGCUCCGAUACCGAAAACCGAGCGGUUCUGACCGGUCUACGUAAUUUCGUCCGCGAUUUGGGUGGCGCAACAGGCACCACAGUUUCCGGUACUACCCUAAGCAAUCUGCUGUUUGCACAAUUACAACACCGCUUCAGCCCCGAGAUGAUUGCCCGGCUAACGUCUUCUGCUUUUGCGUUGAAAGACUUGGGCUUGACCGACUCGGAGCGAAGAUUGAUCUCUGGUGCCUAUAUGAAUAGUCUCAAAGUGAUCUAUGUCACGUUUGCGCCCCCCCUUCAUCGAAAUAUCCGCCAGAACGAGUAUCUAGAAUCCGACAAUUGCCAACGAUACACGUCCGUGACCAUGCCACCACCAAAGCCUACUCGUUUCAACAGCUUCUGGUCGCCGCUGAUGCUUCUCUGGCCCGCCAUCACGAUUCAUUGGGCUACUUUCAAGGAAGCCUUUCGCACUCGUGGAUUUGCCGCUUUGUGGAAUCCGACAAAGCAGCUUGAAUAUGGCGUGGCUAGCCUCUUGAGCGAGACCUCGGAGGGUUUCAUCGAAUAUGAAAGCACCACCGUGGUUCCGUCUCUGGUCAAGCAGGCCCGAGGCAAGAUCCUCGAGCUUGGCCCGGGUCCAGGCAACCAGAUUCAUCGAUUCGACCCUGAUCUUGUGGAAUCCAUCUGCGCCAUCGAUCCAAACCCCAACUUCAAUGACGACAUUGCCCUGAAGCUGCAGGCUAGCGCUCUCGAGUCCCGUUACAAGUUUGUCGUGUGCGGCGUCGAGGACAGCGACAUCCUCCGGGCAGAAGGAGUGACCGAGGGCAGUCUGGAUACAAUCUUGAGCAUUCAGGUCAUGUGUGCCGUCAACGACCCUCGUGCCAUCAUGAAGGAAGUGUGGAAACUGUUGAAGCCCGGCGGACAGUUCAUUUUCUGGGAGCAUGGCAAGAGCAGGGAUACCUUGACCUCAAUCGGGCAGACACUUUGGAAUCCUGCCUGGAGCACAUUUGUGGGCUGCAACAUGAACAGAGAUAUCCGCGGUGCCAUCUUGGCUGCAGGCGAGUGGGAGGGCCUUGAAAAUGUCGAGGAGACUGACGAUCCGCUCACAUUUUUGCCCAGAUUUUGGGGCGUUUUGGUGAAGAAGGCCUAG